AUGGCACCGCCGCCGCUCUCCUACACCAAGAUUACUCACUCAACCUCCUACCCUGCCAUCUCUCCUAGCUCGCCUGCCCUGUCGACUAAUGGCAAGGUCGUUGUGAUCACUGGUGCCUCUGGCGGUAUUGGUCGCGCCACUGCCGCUUCCUAUGCUGUCUCAGGGCCGCGGGCUCUUAUUCUCCUUGGACGCCGCUCUGACGCCUUGGCCGAAACUGCGGCCCUCGUGCGCUCUAAGAACGCCGACGUUGCGGUGCAGACUCACAACGCCGAGCUCUGCGACGCACCAGCUGUUCGUGAAGUCUUCAACAAGGUGGCAGCCGAGUUUGGCGGCAUCGACAUUCUGAUUCACGCCGCUGGUGUUCUGGCCCCUGUUGUUCCUCUUGUUGAAGCAGACCCUACCACUUUCCUCGAUGGCUACAAGACGACCGUCGUGGGAACGCUGGUGGUGGCGCAGGCUGCCGUCUUGGCCAACAAGGACAGGGAGCUCACCUUCAUCAAUCUCACCACUGCGGGUAUCUUGUUCCCUCCUUUCCCCGGGAUGGCUGCCUACGUGAGCAGCAAGAUGGCGGCUGUCAAGCUCCUGCAAUCCUUCGCUGCCGAGAACCCUCAAGUGCGCCUCCACCACGUGCACCCCGGCUUCCUCGACACCGCCAUGUCCGCGCAGUUGUCCAAGACUACCAAGCUGCCCUUUGAUUAUGACGACAUCUCUCUGCCAGCUGACUUCCUCGUCUGGAUUGCUUCUUCUGAGGCAAAGUUCCUCAAUGGCAAGCUUGUCUUCUCUGCCUGGGACGUUGAGGAGCUCAAGAGCCGCGAGAAGGAGAUUGUCGGUGGGCAGCCUGGAACUGGCGAGCUGUGGCUUAGUUUCCAAGGGUUUCCACGAUACAUCGGGGGCAACCCUCUGCCUGGUGCUUGA
Molecule: messenger RNA, 915 nt
Organism: Trichoderma citrinoviride
Lineage: Eukaryota; Fungi; Ascomycota; Sordariomycetes; Hypocreales; Hypocreaceae
Product: cellulase signal transduction associated dehydrogenase
Exons: 2
Coding region: 1-915 (304 amino acids)
Cellular component (GO): cytosol
Molecular function (GO): oxidoreductase activity
Source: RefSeq, a predicted model, not a curated record